Dendroctonus ponderosae (mountain pine beetle) is the source of this 1173-nucleotide messenger RNA. RefSeq names its product photoreceptor-specific nuclear receptor-like. NCBI's taxonomy places the organism in Eukaryota, Metazoa, Arthropoda, Insecta, Coleoptera, Curculionidae. Bases 1 to 1122 code for a protein of 373 amino acids. Gene Ontology annotation, biological process: anatomical structure development; cell differentiation; regulation of transcription by RNA polymerase II. The record is from RefSeq and is a predicted model, not a curated record. Gene Ontology annotation, cellular component: nucleus. The transcript is spliced from 6 exons. Gene Ontology annotation, molecular function: nuclear steroid receptor activity; zinc ion binding; RNA polymerase II cis-regulatory region sequence-specific DNA binding.
AUGGCCGUCGAACUGAAAAAGGGUGUCUGGUUUCCUUGUGCAGCGGUUCAACAUGAGCGAGCCCCCAGAUCGAGCCACCCAGCCCUUCACUAUCCAGUAGGUUUAACGCCGCGGUUUCGGUCGCUGCAGCCAUCAUCAAUGUUUCCCACAUUGCCGCUGCAUUUUCCUGCUACUCACCUGCUCGACCAAUCUCUGGCACCCCCUCUGAUCAACGCGCAAAGCAAUUAUAUGCAUCAGAGCCUGAUUUACCCCACCAUGUUGAGCAGCCAGUUUGUGAAACCGAAUGGAUUGUAUCCAGUAUUAGGCGCAUGCCUGCCCUUUUCAGACAAACCAACAUCACACAUCAAGCAGGAUUUGGCGCUUAGAGAUGGACGAAAGGAGGAUGAAGUGAGCAGUUCCGAAGAAAUCAGCCAGGAGAAAAGAGAUGGGACUUCAGAUGGGCCAAUGAGCGUCAACGCCCGAUUGGAACUGCCCAUUUUAAGCAAUGUGGAACCCAAACAUGCCGGUUUGGUUCCAGUAGAUUUACCAUGCAUGUCAGUUUUUGCGGAAAACACCUACGAAUCCGCUGCAAAGCUGCUGUUUUUGGCCAUAAAGUGGGCUCGAACUAUACCCUCGUUUCUCCAGUUAUCUCAAAGAGACCAGUCGAUUCUGCUUGAGGAAAGCUGGAGCGAGCUCUUUGUGCUCACAGCCUCCCAAUGGGCUCUUCCAGUGGAUGAAGUUAUUUUAGUGAACAAUGCGGUGGCUCCCACAUCAAGGCACCCAGUUCUGGAAGAAGACGCCCGAAAGCUCAGAGAGGUGAUUUCCAGACUGAACAUGCUCAGAGUGGAUCACACAGAACACGCCUGCUUAAAAGCUCUGGUAUUAUUCAAAGCUGAAAGCCGAGGCCUUUGUGAGCCAGCCCAUGUGGAGCUUUUGCAAGAUCAAACGCAUGUGAUGCUGCACGAAUAUUGCGCGGAAAGACAGAGCCAUCAGAAGGCCAGAUUUGGGAAGCUGCUUCUCGCCCUGCCGGCCGUCCAGAACAUUUCCAGAAGAAGCCUAGAGGAGCUGCUGUUUAAGCAGACUGUUGGGGAGGUUGCAAUCGAUAAACUGCUAGGGGACUUGGCUAAAGCAUCCUACACAUAAUUGAAAUUAUGUGGACAUUUUUUGUUGUGAAUAUAAACAGUGGUACAAAUG